AUGGCGACCAAGAAGAAGGCUCAAAUCAAGCCGCAGCUUGUAGCAUGGGUCCAGCUCGUGCUGCGCCUGGCGCAGGUUGUCAUGCUGUUCGCGAUGAUGGCGGCCUCGGCGCGCGUCCUAAACAUUGGCGGUAGCCCCUCCAAGUACACUGCGGGUGCUGCGUUUGGGCUUGCAAUCUCGUUGCUAGGGAUGGUUGUGGUCGCGCUGUACUUGUUUGGGCCCAACACGCCACGGCUCUGGAGGUGGCUCCCAGGCAUAGUGGACAUUCUGCUGUCCGGGAUCUUGGCCAUCACAUGCGCCGCCCUGUUUGCCUGGAUGCUCGGCUAUGGCAGCUGCGCGACCCUCACCAAGAGCAUAGAGCCCCCGGCCACCCCGAACGCCCUGGACGCGUCCAGCCCCCUUAACGACAGCCCGAGCGGCGCGCCCGCGGGCGGGCUCAGCGGCGGUGGCGGCCUCGGGGCGGGCGCUGGCCUGAACGGCGGGCUCCGCGGCGGCGGCGCGGGGUUGGGGGGCGGCCUGGGGGGUGUGGGCACUGGCCUCAGCAGCGGAGGCCUCACCCUCAGCACCGGAGGCCUCACCGCUAGCAGCCUCAGCAGCGUCCUUAGCAGCAGCGGCCUCAGCGGGCUCAGCGGCCUCAGCAGCAGCGGUCUUGGCGCCAGCAGCGGUUUCGGCAGCAGCAGCCUCGGCAGCACCGGCCUUGGCGCCAGCAGCGGUCUCGGCAGCGGCGGUCUCGGCAGCACAGGCCUUGGCGCCAGCAGCGGCCCCACCAGCAGCGGCCUCAGCAGCAGCGGCCUCGGCAGCGGCGGGCUUGGCGCCAGCAGCGGCCUCAGCACCAGCGACCUCGGCGGCGCUGGCCUCGGCGCCGCGCCCGCGAGCGCAGGCGUGCCCCCAGGCGCUGGCCUCAGCGUCGCUCAGCGGGCGGCUAUGGGCGGGCUGGCCGGCGGCAACGGCGCAGUCACCGACCCGAUGGGACUCACUACCGGCCUCGGCCCCGGCGCCGCCCCCGCCGCGCCGCCGCCCGCCGCGCCGCGGUUCGCGAGCGCGCCCGCGCCCGUGCAGGCCACAGGCAUGUCUGACUACAGCGGGAUCGCAAACCCCUUUGGCCGCCGCCGCCUGGCGGCGGCGCCACUGAAGGGCCAGGAGAAGGGCGUCUGCGUGGCGUUCAACUUUGUGGCUGCGGCCGCGUUCAUCAACUUUGUGCUGUUCGCCGUCAGCGCGCUGCUUGCUGGCUACGACCUCUCCCAGAAUCGGGGCAUCGUGGACCCUCUGGGAGAGAUCAAGCUGCCCGCUCAGCUUCCCAAGCCGGAGGCCCCCAAAGAUCUCGCGGGCAGCCCCAGGGCUGAGGUGGACGUGAUCAAGGAGUCCAAGGCGGAGGGCGACCAGCCUAAGGCGGUGACCAUUGACCUGACAGCCAGCUCCACCGCGCAGGCCAAGGCCUAG
Molecule: messenger RNA, 1440 nt
Organism: Monoraphidium neglectum
Lineage: Eukaryota; Viridiplantae; Chlorophyta; Chlorophyceae; Sphaeropleales; Selenastraceae
Exons: 5
Coding region: 1-1440 (479 amino acids)
Source: RefSeq, a predicted model, not a curated record